Mus pahari (shrew mouse) is the source of this 1365-nucleotide messenger RNA. RefSeq names its product RNA polymerase III subunit K (gene Polr3k). The record is from RefSeq and is a predicted model, not a curated record. Lineage: Eukaryota; Metazoa; Chordata; Mammalia; Rodentia; Muridae. The transcript has 3 exons. Gene Ontology annotation, cellular component: RNA polymerase III complex. Gene Ontology annotation, biological process: DNA-templated transcription; termination of RNA polymerase III transcription. The coding region runs from base 81 to 407 and encodes 108 amino acids. Gene Ontology annotation, molecular function: DNA-directed RNA polymerase activity; nucleic acid binding; zinc ion binding.
CGGAGGAAGUGAGACGGCUUUUGAUUGGGCGCCUGCACCACGGAAGCGCCAGACCGAACCGACGUGUGGAAGCUGGCAGUAUGCUCCUGUUCUGCCCGGGCUGCGGGAACGGACUAAUUGUGGAGGAGGGGCAGCGUUGCCAUCGCUUCGCCUGCAACACUUGCCCCUACGUCCAUAAUAUCACCCGUAAGGUAACAAACCGAAAGUAUCCAAAGCUAAAAGAAGUGGAUGAUGUGCUUGGUGGAGCAGCUGCAUGGGAGAAUGUGGACUCUACUGCAGAGCCAUGUCCAAAAUGUGAACAUCCCCGUGCCUACUUCAUGCAGCUUCAGACCCGUUCUGCUGACGAGCCAAUGACCACCUUCUAUAAGUGCUGCAAUGCUCAGUGUGGACAUCGCUGGAGGGAUUAAGGGCAGGACUUGUCCAGCUGCAAGCAUGAAUUUUGUGUACUGAAGGUCUUUGCUAUAUGAUAGUAAGCUGACUCUUCUGUGGUGAAGGAUCAGGGUGAAAUGUAACUCAUCUGCACGUUAGCAGAUAAAGUCCUUAAUGUAUAGGGGCCCUCAGGUCCUUGGGAGAUACACAUAAGGAUGCUCACUUGGGUUCAGGUCCUGUUCCUUACCAUUCAAGCUAGGAACUUGGUUUAUAGCCAUUAAAAAAAUUUUUUUUUUAGUUUUUCAAGACAGGUUUUCUCUGUAUAGUCCUUGCUGUCCUUGUUAUGUAGACCAAGUCAACCUUGAACUCAGAGAUCAUCUUCCUCUUCCUCCAGAGUGCUGGGGGUAAAAGUGUGUGCCAUCACUGCCAAUGAUAAUCUUGAACCUUCUAAUCUUUUUGCCUCUUGUCACAAAAGUGUUAGAGUUAUAGGCAUGUGAACUAUUUUCAUUUAAUGCAGUUCUGGGGAUUAAACUCUAAGCCUCAUGCAUGCUAUAUAAGUACUCUACCAACUGAGCUAUAUCUCUAGCCCUUUUUUUCUUUCUAGAGAAAUUAUGAAAAAUACUUACAAAAAUACUUAAAAUCACUUUAAAAGUCUGGAAUUACUUAAUUCAUCUUGUAUGAUUAAUAACUAAACAAAACUAUACUGUGAGUUGGACUUUCUGGAUGAUUUUUCUGUUACCAGAUUUGGGGAAAGGUCUAAAGUAGAGCCUGUGCCCCAUUUGAACCCCACCCAAAAAUCUAUUUCAACCUCAAUAAAUUUAGAAAGGUUACAUUUUAAGGCUAUGUGAAGAAUGAGCUUAUAUAUGGACCAACUUCUGAUGAGAGUGUCUUGAGAGUAUCUCAGAGAGCUCACAAGCAUGAAUUCCUCUACCAAACAAGAGUAACAGAAAAGUUACAUAUUUGUUGAAACCACUAAUAAAUAGUAUUGCUCUGUAA